CACGCUGACCGUCAGCGCUGAAGCCUACGCGCGUAGCAACUAGCAAGUAGAAACUCGUUUCAGAGUUACGCUGAACGUGGUGAGGUACAGUCAUGCCCAACCAAAUGAGUGUUCGAGUUGCUGCCGUGUAUUUGUUAUGGAAAAAGAAAAGACAACAACAACGAAGAAAAAGACUUCAAGGCAAUCCACUUAUUUCUCAAAGAUUGCUAGUGGGAGCAUUUGUUACAUUGUUCAACCAGUUAAGAGAUGACGAAACCAAAUUCUUUAAUUACUUUCGCAUGUCAUCAAGAACUUUCGACGAGUUACUGGCAAAGUUACAUGAUAAGUUACUACGUUGCAGUUACAGGCGUUUACCUAUAUCACCAGCUGAACGAUUGAUGGUUACUUUAAGAUUUUUGGCUACAGGAAAUACAUUCACAGAUCUACAAUAUUCAUUCAGGCUGGGAGUAACUACUAUUAGUUUUAUUGUAAAUGAAGUAUGUUCACUAAUCUGGGAUACACUUCACGAUGAAUGCCUACCAACCAGAAGCUCAGAGAUGUGGCAAGAAAUAGCCAAUGGAUUUCUUCACAAGGCCAACUUUCCUAAUUGUGUCGGAGCAAUUGACGGGAAGCAUAUAAGAAUUAUAAAUCCAAAGGGCGGUGGAUCGAUGUUCUACAACUAUAAGAAUUUUUAUUCCAUAGUUCUCCUGGCUAUGUGUGAUGCAGAUUAUUGCUUUACUUAUGUUAACAUUGGUGCACAUGGAAAAAACUCGGAUUCAUCGAUUUUUAAGAACAGCGCUUUAUUUCGAAACCUGGAGACUAACACUUUGAAUUUGCCAGGUCCCAAACCUUUACCAGGUACAACUGACCCAGUAAACCAUUUCAUUAUUGGCGAUGGGUCGUUUGGUAUAUCGAAGCACGUAAUGAAACCAUAUGUACGAAGCAACAUGACGCAUAAAGAAAAAAUUUUCAACUACCGAUUGAGUCGUGCAAGAAGAUACAUUGAAUCCACGUUUGGCAUAAUGUCUAACAAAUUCAGAGUGUUUCAUACUCCUAUGGCUGUUAGUGUUAAAGUUUCCACAAAUAUAGUAAAGGCAUGCUGUAUAUUGCAUAACUUUAUACGAGUUCGAGAUGGCUACAGGGUGGAAGAUUCUUUGACAAUAGAGGGCAUGAUUGAUUUACAAAAUGAUGAGCCCAUGAACAGAUCGGGGAAUGUAUCACGGGACUUAUUUGCUCAAUAUUUUUUGACACCCAUCGGGAGAGUUCCCUGGCAAGAUACAUGUAUAUUUUAACAUAACCUUUUUUAAACUUGUUUGAAAAACUAUAAGCUAUAUGAACUUAUACAUAAUUACAUGCAAAAAUAUAUUAAAUGCACCUACUUA
This is a messenger RNA of Harmonia axyridis, 1361 nucleotides long. RefSeq names its product putative nuclease HARBI1. The transcript has 2 exons. The coding region runs from base 93 to 1271 and encodes 392 amino acids. NCBI's taxonomy places the organism in Eukaryota, Metazoa, Arthropoda, Insecta, Coleoptera, Coccinellidae. The record is from RefSeq and is a predicted model, not a curated record.